GCAGGCACGCGGGAGCCGGGGCCCUGUGACCAGGCCAAGGAGACGGGGGCUCUGGGGUCCCGGCCACCUGUGCCCCCCAUGGAGCUGAGGCCCUGGUUGCUAUGGGUGGUAGCAGCAGCAGUAGCCUUGGUCCUGCUGGCAGCCGAUGCCCGUGGUCAGAAAGUCUUCACCAACACCUGGGCCGUGCAGAUUCCUGGAGGUCCAGCCGUGGCUGACAGCGUGGCACGCAAGCAUGGCUUCCUCAACCUGGGACAGAUCUUCGGCGACUAUUACCACUUCUGGCAUCGAGCAGUGACAAAGCGGUCCCUGUCACCUCACCGCCUGCGGCACAGCCGGCUGCAGAGGGAGCCUCAAGUACAGUGGCUGGAGCAGCAGGUGGCAAAGCAACGGACCAAACGGGACGUGUACCAGGAGCCCACGGACCCCAAGUUUCCCCAGCAGUGGUACCUGUCUGGCGUCACCCAGCGGGACCUGAACGUGAAGGAUGCUUGGGCCCAGGGCUACACGGGACACGGUAUUGUGGUCUCCAUUCUGGAUGAUGGCAUCGAGAAGAACCACCCAGACUUGGCAGGCAAUUAUGAUCCUGGGGCCAGCUUCGAUGUCAAUGACCAGGACCCUGACCCCCAGCCUCGGUACACACAGAUGAAUGACAACAGGCAUGGCACACGGUGUGCAGGCGAGGUGGCUGCGGUGGCCAACAAUGGCGUCUGUGGCGUAGGCGUGGCCUACAAUGCCCGUAUUGGAGGGGUGCGCAUGCUAGAUGGCGAAGUGACAGAUGCAGUGGAGGCACGCUCGCUGGGCCUGAACCCCAACCACAUCCACAUCUACAGCGCCAGCUGGGGCCCCGAAGACGACGGCAAGACUGUGGAUGGGCCAGCCCGCCUCGCCGAGGAGGCCUUCUUGCGAGGGGUUAGCCAGGGCCGUGGGGGGCUAGGCUCCAUCUUCGUCUGGGCCUCAGGGAACGGGGGCCGGGAGCACGACAGCUGCAAUUGCGACGGCUACACCAACAGCAUCUACACGCUGUCCAUCAGCAGUGCCACGCAGCUUGGCAAUGUGCCCUGGUACAGCGAGGCCUGCUCAUCCACACUGGCCACGACCUAUAGCAGCGGCAACCAAAACGAGAAGCAGAUUGUGACCACUGAUUUGCGGCAGAAGUGUACAGAGUCUCACACGGGCACCUCAGCCUCUGCCCCUCUGGCAGCCGGCAUCAUUGCUCUCACCCUGGAGGCCAAUAAGAACCUCACCUGGCGGGACAUGCAGCACCUGGUGGUUCAGACCUCAAAGCCAGCCCACCUCAACGCUAACGAUUGGGCCACUAAUGGUGUGGGCCGGAAAGUGAGCCAUUCAUAUGGCUAUGGGUUGUUGGACGCAGGUGCCAUGGUGGCCCUGGCCCAGAACUGGACAACGGUGGCCCCCCAGCGGAAGUGCAUCAUCGACAUCCUCACUGAACCCAAGGACAUCGGGAAGCGGCUAGAGGUGCGGAAGACUGUGACCGCCUGCCUGGGGGAGCCCAGCCAUAUCACACGGCUGGAGCAUGCUCAGGCGCGGCUCACCCUGUCCUACAAUCGCCGCGGCGACCUGGCCAUCCACCUGGUCAGCCCCAUGGGCACCCGCUCCACCCUGCUGGCUGCCAGGCCACAUGACUACUCUGCAGAUGGGUUUAAUGACUGGGCCUUCAUGACGACCCAUUCCUGGGAUGAGGACCCCUCUGGCGAGUGGGUCUUGGAGAUUGAAAACACCAGCGAAGCCAACAACUAUGGGACACUGACCAAGUUCACCCUCGUGCUGUAUGGCACGGCCCCCGAGGGACUGCCCAUGCCUCCUGAGAGCAGCGGCUGCAAGACCCUCACGUCCAGCCAGGCCUGUGUGGUGUGCGAGGAAGGCUUCUCCCUGCACCAGAAGAGCUGUGUCCAGCACUGCCCACCAGGCUUCGCUCCCCAAGUCCUCAAUACACACUAUAGCACCGAGAAUGACGUGGAGACCAUCCAGGCCAGCGUCUGCGCCCCCUGCCACGCCUCGUGUGCCACAUGCCAGGGGCCGGCCCCCACAGACUGCCUCAGCUGCCCCAGCCACGCCUCCCUGGACCCUGUGGAGCAGACGUGCUCCCGGCAGAGCCAGAGCAGCCGCGAGUCCCCGCAGCAGCAGCCACCCCGGCAGCCCCCAGAGGUGGAGGCAGAGCCACACCUGCGGGCAGGGCUGCUGCCCUCACACCUGCCCGAGGUGGUGGCCGGGCUCAGCUGCGCCUUCAUUGUGCUGGUCUUCGUCACUGUCUUCCUGGUCCUGCAGCUGCGCUCUGGCUUCAGCUUCCGGGGGGUGAAGGUGUACACCAUGGACCGGGGCCUCAUCUCCUACAAGGGACUGCCCCCCGAGGCCUGGCAGGAGGAGUGCCCGUCCGACUCAGAAGAGGACGAGGGCCGGGGCGAGAGGACCGCCUUUAUCAAAGAUCAGAGCGCCCUCUGACAAGCGCCUGCUGCCCGCCCCUUCAAGCCCGUCCCUUCCUUGGGCACUUUUUACGUCACCAAAGUAUUUUUUUAUCUUGGGACUGGGUUUGGACCCCAGCUGGGAGGCAAGAGGGGCAGAGACGGCCUCCCACCCUACCCUUGGGCCACCUGACUGCCUGAGGUGGGGCCCCAGGACCAGAUGAGGGGCAGGGGAGGGUGACGUCCCACCCCCAGCACCCUCGUGUGUGGAGAAAGGAGUGAAACCUUGAGGGCAGCUUUCCAAGGGCCAGGCCCCAGCCAGAGCUCCCUGCAGAGUAAAGAGGGGCAGCCCUUCUCUUUCUGGAUUCCUGCCCUGGGCUGCAGCUCUUCCCCUUCCCUGUCCCUCUGAAGCAAUAAUGGUCCCCAUCCAGGCAGCAGGGAGGCUGGCCUAGGGGGUAUUUGAAGGAGGAAGCCACCUCUCCAAGGGCUUUUGCAUCCCUGACCCUGUCCCCCACCUCUGGUGAGCCUCGGGCAGAAGCGGUGAUUGAAGGAAGGGACCAAGGCAAGGCAGGUGCUUCCAGGGUACACAUGUAUGCACACGUGUGUGUCUGUCCCUUUGCCCACCUCCACCACAGCUGGCUGCCUGCUGAGCGAGGCUGGGCCGGGCUCAGCCCUGUGCUGGCACCCUGACCCCCUCCCCUCUCUGGCACCCUCCCCUCCUGCCAGGGCCCAAGUCCCUGUUUUCUGAGCCCGGGGCUGCCUCGGCUGUUGGCACUGACAGUCCCGGAGCCCCUGGGUGGGUGGUGGGGAGGGACGGUGGCCCAGCCAGCCUCUCCUGCCUCCCACCCGAUGCUGCUUUCCCCUGUGGGGAUCUCAGGGGCUGUUUGAGGAUAUAUUUUCACUUUGUGAUUAUUUCACUUUAGAUGCUGAUGUUUUGUUUUGUUUUGUUUUGUUUGGUAUUUUUAAUGGGGGUAGCAGCUGGACCACCCACCUUCCCACACCCACUGUUCAUCCUGCUGUUCCCCCAGCUGCCCUGGCCCUGAGGUGUGGGGGGCUGCAGCAUGUUGCUGAGGAGUAAGGAGUAGCUGAGCCCCAAGUCCUGAAGAGGCAGGCAGGCCAGGCCUAGGAAAGGGGGGUCAUGGUGGGAGGGGCAGGCUGUCAUGUUUCACAUGGGGCUCAUCGUGCCAGGGGCUCAUGGUCACUGGUUCUCCAAGUGCCAGGGGUGGGCAGGCAGUGGCCCCGAGCCCCCUCCAACACUGUGCCCUGAUGGAGAGAGCACUGACCUGUCCUGCCCCCCAAGUCGCCCUCUUCUGAUGUGCCUUUUGCACCCCUCCCUUUAGGACAAUCAGUCCCCUCCCAGUUGGGAGCCCCCUUUUCUUUCCCCAGCCCCUCCUGGCACCCAGCCACCUGCCCGGGGUGCCCCCUCCUCUCCCAUCCCCCCACCUUGUGGCCAGCCCAGCUGGUUUUGUAAGAUACUGGGUUGGUGCACAGUGAUUUUUUUUCCUUGUAAUUUAAACAGGCCCAGCAUUGUUGGUUCUAUUUAAUGGACACGAGAUAAUGUUAGAGAUUUUAAAGUGAUUAAACGUGCAGACUAUGCAAACCAGG
Ceratotherium simum simum (southern white rhinoceros) is the source of this 4025-nucleotide messenger RNA. Lineage: Eukaryota; Metazoa; Chordata; Mammalia; Perissodactyla; Rhinocerotidae. The record is from RefSeq and is a predicted model, not a curated record.